ACUUUUAGCUCCAAAUUGCACACCACAAUUUGUCGCCAGUCGCCUGCAAUCCCUCAGAUUUUUUAUAAAGUCGAUGACAUGGCGCCGGCGAGCUUUGUCAUCAUGUUCGCCCGCAAUCGUAAGCUUCGGAUCGCAUUUGGCCUUAUCUUCUGGACGAGUCUCGCCGUGGCCCAGAAUGCCAGCGAUGAACGGGUCAGUGAGCGGUCUGGAAACCAACUGGACCUGGCUGGCUCGGCCACCGCCAAGAGUUUCGAACCACCGCCCGAAUUCUACAGGGGUCCAGGCUCAGGAGGGGGAUUGGAAGCCAACCGUCCCAUAAGUUCCAGCGGUCAUCCCGCUCUGGGAAGUGUGGGCGAAAGUCUAAGUGAUACCUACAAUAGGUGGCGAGCUGGAGGUGCAAGUCUCCAGGAUCGCAUCAGUGUGGGUCCCUACGGAGUCGCAGGAGUAGGAUCAUCGCAUGCACCGAAUGUGGGCAGCUUUGAAAGUAGUUCCCACCCGUAUCCCUACGAGUACUCCCACGGUAGCGGAGGAGGAGUAGGAGGAGCUGGUCUAGCAGGUGGAGCUGGUGGAGCUGGAAGUGGCGCUUAUUUCGGCAGCUCCAGUGUAGAGGCAGGUAUUCCCUUCGAUGUAUAUGGAUCGCGACCGGGUCACGGUGUUGGCCAUGGUCACUAUUCACCGCCCGAGUAUGCGUAUCCGUAUCCUCUGGAGCACCAUGAGGUAGCUGCGCACAAGGGUCCUGGCUACGGCGACGUAUCCUCCAAAGCCCUGCUGGCCAAGAGCUUUCUCAUCCCGUUGGCCAGUGCUGCAGUUCUGGGUAUCGCCGCCGCCCUGGUCAGCAAUCCUCUGCUCCUCCAGUUGGGCACUGUUUCGGGGCUGGGCACCAUCGUUGGCAAACGCAAACGACGCGCAGCAAGUCGAAGUCCGCGAGCGAGAAAAGUCCAUAAAUACAAUUUUUAAAUAUGCCAUUCAUAACCG
Molecule: messenger RNA, 975 nt
Organism: Drosophila teissieri
Lineage: Eukaryota; Metazoa; Arthropoda; Insecta; Diptera; Drosophilidae
Product: glycine, alanine and asparagine-rich protein
Exons: 2
Coding region: 79-957 (292 amino acids)
Source: RefSeq, a predicted model, not a curated record